CAGCAGGGCUGUGCAGUGCUCUCAGCGACUGAAGCUGGGCGCAGGGGAACUGCAACGGCCGCGCCAAGCAUCUUCCAGUGAUGGCCUCUACUGAGCAGCACUGCUCCAGCUCCCACCAGCAGCACUGUGCAUAAGAAACACCAGAAACACCUUCGCCCUCCUGCUGCCAAGCCAGACAGAGAGACACACAGCACCAUGUACAGCGUGGACGAUCUCCUCAUUUCUCACGGAUACAAACUGGCCAAGACAAGCGUCCCCUGCCCCUCUUCCACUUCAUCCGCCACCGCACCUUGCGAGAAAAAGCGCCACGUCGCCGCCACGACCGAUUGCCACCGUGAAAUCCCAGCAGCAGAGAACCAGAGGCCUGGUCGUGUUGGAUCACUGAACGGGUAUGAACAGGCGGGAGACAGGGGGGCCUGCGUCUUCAGGAGCAGCAGCAGGCAGGCAUUACUGGCGAAGGCCUACCCCGGCAGCGGCGACAAUGAGAGCGGCGGGGAAAGGAACCAAAGGAGAAAAGAAGCUGGCAGCGGUAACCUAGGUGACAGCCUAGCACAGCCCCUGGGAGAUUCUCUCGCCACGGAUAGCGGGUUCUACGACGCACCCAGCUUAACCUAUUCUGAGCAGCUGGAGGAGAGGGAUGUGUCCUACUGGAGGAGGAGAGGCCAGGACUUCAGCGUCCUCCUGGAUUACGCCGACGGCCGGGAGCUGAGAGCGUCCGCUAGCUUUCUGAAGGCCUCUGAGGUGGCAUGGAGGCCACAGGCCCUGAUAGCAGAGGACCAUAGGGGGGAGAGGGAGAAGCAGCAGCAGAAGCAGCUAUGGGACGACACCUCCAUCUCCUGGCUGAGGGAAGCUGACGCGGCUCCUGGACAGCUGAGGGUAUUGACUGGGGUGACUGGGGAGCGGAAGUGCCAGAGCCUGGGCACAGAGGAGUGGAAGCCUGCGGUGGGGCUGGGGAGGCAGCUGUCGGAUGGGGAGGGCGAGAGGUGGGCUCAGGACCAGCAGCACCGCCUGAGGACUCCAGAGAGCGCUGGUUCUGUCCUCCCCAGAACCAGAGGGAAGUCCCAGUCUCUCCCCAGAGUGCUGUCGCCUGAUGGAACUACUGAACACACAGACACACAGUCCAGCUUGGUCAGUGUUCAGCUUCGACCGGGCCAGGUUGAUAGACAGAGAGUGAACAGCACCGUCUUUUCCGGGCCUUAUAGUAGGUAUUACCACAGCGCCGCAGUCGGCCGGGACCGGUGGGCCAGGAACAGUUGGCAAAGCGGCGGUCAUGUUGCACUUUUACCAAAGCCCAGGUUCAGCAGGCCUGUCAAGCCCCCGUCGUACGAGAUACACCAGCAGACUAGGGGUAGCCAGGAGAUGCUCUCUGUAGCUGUAUUAGAUGAGCAAGGGUGGUCCAAACAACAGAAAGACAACAGGCCUAUCUAUCACCCAAGGGGUGGAGAACUGCAGAGACAAGACUAUUUCGCACAACACUCCGCAAUCUUUGGCAUGGAGCCCCCCGGUUACAUCCCGCCCCCGUCUUAUAAGAGAGCCCCGCCCCCGAUCAGGGGAGGCCCAAUCAACCGCAACGAAGUGGUGAACUAUAAGUGGAGGGGGGAGAUGCAGAUACAGAUGCAGAUGCCUGUGAGCUCAGAGGCGGGAAGGUGGUUUUCCAGACAGGCAGGAGGGUCGUGGCUGGAACACUAUGGGGAUCGAGGUAUACCCUACAGGAAACAGGUUAACCCUAACCCGAAUCUGAACCCUGGAUACACCGAGGAACAUCUGGGGCAUGUUCACUAUUUACCCUUUGAUGAUCUGCGAGUGAGACACAUCUCAGGAGGGCCUGGCGGAAAUUCUCUCACUGACUCUGACAAGCUUAUCCAAAACAUCAACAAAGAGAUUCCCUGCGCUAAGGUUUUAGGACAAUCUACACAUGAUAGUGCCUUCCCCCCCCCACCGGGGCUAUCUCUCAAUACCGACAGCCGCAAGACAUCUGUCAACGACAACGACAGUAGUAGUACUAGAUGGUGCAACAGGGGUUUAAUAAACAAAGGAAGUGUAGACAGUGUAGCUCCUGAUCAGAGCUUUGGUAACUAUCCAACAGCUUUUCAGGUUAGACCGCCCCCUCAGCAGACCAGGCUUGUGGACCAAGGUCAAGGUGUGUCAGAAAAUGUGACUCAAGUGAAAAAGAAAGAGCCUGACUCAUCAGAGAAAGAGAAACCAAGAAAGCCUGACUCAGAGAAAUCAGAGAAACCAAGAAAGUCUGACUCCUCAGAGAAAGCAGAGAAAAAGAGCGUAAAAAAGAAACUUAGCGAGACAAUAUUCUGUUUGGUGUCUGUUCCCAUCCCCCCAACGCCAGGCGGUACGUCCCGUGAUCAAAACAACAAUGAUGAGAAGCCGCUAAGCCCAAUCCGGCCACCAAGCCCAGUGGAUAGUCCAAGCGAGAACAAAACUGGCCACUUAACAAACCAAAGUCUCCAAAGCACAUCUUCAGCAGAGGCCGAGCUGCAAGCUUUAACCGGUAGCAUAGCAAGCAGCAGAUCAAGCAGCAAAAUAGUGAGAAAACUCCCUAUUAAGCCCCCCAAAAUAAACCAUCACAAGGAGCUGAAACUCUCGGGAUCCUGGCCCGGGAACCAGUACCGUGACCAGGAGACUCAAACUAGCCCAGAGGCCCGAAAGCGUCAGCCUCCCCCUCCUCCUCCUCCUCCAGGUCCUGAAAACAAGGAAGCACAAGACCCUCAAGUCCCUGCCCCAGGUACCCCCGACCCAGGCGUCACCCCAGAUCCCAGCGGUGUGGGCAGCACUGCAUUCAGCUAUCCCAUAAAAGGGGUGAAGAGCCUGAAACCAUCCAGCAACAGCGCCUUUUCCAGGACGGCCACUUUCUCAAUCGCCAGCCAGCUGAACAAGAGCACAGUUCAGCCGCCAGCACCACCACCACCACCCUCAGGAAACACGACGGAGGCCAAACCAGCAGCGGCCUGCAGUGGGCAGUUCCUGCUGAAGCCCGUCAGCAGACGGCCAUGGGACGCCAUCGAGGAGCUAGAGCCUAUUAACAAAGAGUUCCAGGAUCAGCAGCAACAACAGCAGCAGCAGCAGCAGAGCAGCAAGAGGCCCAGUGUUGACCAGUGCAUCGAGGACCUCAACGAGGCCUACAAAGACAUCUUAGAGCUAGGCACUGCCAGCAAUAACGUUCCCAACAAUGGUGGCGCUGUGCAGAUCCCUGAGCGGAUCAAGAUAAGGCUGGCGGGGGAGGCGGGGCUCAGCAAACCUAGCAGCCUUAGGCGCAGUAUCGAGAGCUGGACUGUGUCCGUCGACCCGGAGUACAGGGAGGUCAAGAGUGCCUUCUCAAGACCCGCUGAAAGAAAGUCAGUGACAUUCAGCAAGCAGCUAAGAGAGGAGCUCCCUGUCCCGCCACGCGAUCCUACAGGAUUCAGAGAAUACAGGGUUGUUUCGAAUUUGUCACAGAGGAGAAGUAGCUGCAGUGGCAGGUCGGUGAAGCUAGACCUCUCUUCGCCUUCGGAGACACCACCGCCUUGUGACUUUACCGGCCCUAGUGAAUUUAUUGACUCUCCUAGUGAUGAUCCCAGCGAGAUCAGAGACUUAAGCCCAACGACGCCAACAACGCACACGGCAGCCGAGGUCCCCUGGGCAGAUAGGCAGCCGAUGCAGGACGCCUCCACACUUACGAGUCCCCCUGAUUAUGAGGACAUAUGUCAGUCUUUACAAAAGACCCGAGACUCAAAAGAAGUCAACAAAACCGUGACGGCCAAAUCUAAACUUGGUGGUGGUAGAGGCAAUACAGGGCCUCCAGGGGGCACCGGUCUAGACUCUGAAGAGGAAUGCCCCAUUUGUAAGAAAGAGAGCGAGAGCCAGAUGUCCAGACCAAGCCCAAUGUCUCCGCUCCACGAGGAGUCAAGCCCAGACUUGUCCGAUCAAAGUAGCGCCACGAUCGUCGGUGACAAUGGUAGUCCACAAGGAGCUGAAACAUCUGAAGAACCAGCUGAGGAUGAAGGAGACACAAAGGUAUCCUCUGACUCUUGCUCAAAUCAUUCAGAGGCUCAGACUCUGUGUCAAGGUUGGAGGGAGCAGCUGUCCCUCACAGAUGAUAAGAAUGUGGGUGGGAGUGCUACUGCUGAGAAGACCAAUCAAAACCAAGCUCUGGCAAAGGUAGAUGAUCUCAACAAUCUAUACGAAGUGAAAUGUGCCGAGGGCAUCCCAGAGAACGAAUCCAUAGAGGAGAGGGCAGCCAGGAUAUUAGGGAUUGAUGUGCCUGCAGAGUCCCUAGUCACAGAGGAGCAGAGGGUUAGAGAGCCAGCAACAGAGGAGCAGAGGGCUAGAGAGCCGGCAACAGAGGAGAUUGAAUUAACAGAGAGUGAACCCACUGCUGGAGAAGAUCCAGAAAGAAGCAGUGCAAACGAAGAAACAGUACAAAAACAUGUGAGAGAUACAGAGUCUGGGGAACUGGGGUCUACAGUGUCUACGGUGCCUGACAGUGGGCAGGAGUUACAAGAAAAGGAGCAGCCACAGGAUACCCCAGAGCGCAUCAGGAGUGCCAAAUGGACUCAUCUGGGUCGAGAAACUCCAGGUAUGCUGGAGUUUCCACCAGACAGACUGCCACUUUCGGUCCCCAUCAACCCCGACCAGAAGCUGUCUCACAGUCUGGAGGGAGAGAGGAGGGGCAGAGGCGCCUCACAGCACAUAGAGGCCCUGCAGGACAAGCUGGCUGCCUCGCCCAGCCACCAAGUGGCGAUAGAGCACCUGGCUCGGAUGAAAGUGGUGGACUCUGUGUCCCGCAUGAGACUCAGCAUCAGGAGCACAGACUCUGGGGAGGGGGAGGCAGACGGGGAGGCGGAGGGGGAGGCC
Molecule: messenger RNA, 4845 nt
Organism: Coregonus clupeaformis (lake whitefish)
Lineage: Eukaryota; Metazoa; Chordata; Actinopteri; Salmoniformes; Salmonidae
Product: junctional protein associated with coronary artery disease homolog
Exons: 3
Biological process (GO): positive regulation of blood vessel endothelial cell proliferation involved in sprouting angiogenesis
Cellular component (GO): adherens junction; ruffle membrane
Source: RefSeq, a predicted model, not a curated record